Lactuca virosa is the source of this 582-nucleotide messenger RNA. The record is from the annotation of a GenBank genome assembly. NCBI's taxonomy places the organism in Eukaryota, Viridiplantae, Streptophyta, Magnoliopsida, Asterales, Asteraceae.
AUCAUCUUCAACCACAUAUACUAUAUAUAUACACCACUUACACACACACACACACUCCAUAUCAUCGUCAUCAUCAUCAUGGAACCAAGAACCGUCAUCUUCAUUCUGUUAGUGACAACCUCCAUGUUUAUGCAACUUGAAGGUUCAAGACAUAGUAUACCUCACAUCAGUGUGAUGGGCAUGGUCUACUGUGAUGCCUGUUCCAACAACUCUUUCAACAACAAUCACAGCUACUUCUUGUCAGGGGCAGAGGUUAGGAUCGACUGCAAGUUCAAUGCAGUUUCACCAAGAACAGCUGAACAGAUAUCAGUCUCUGUAAACAAGACUACCAAUCGCUAUGGUGUGUACAGACUGGAUAUACCUUCUGUGGAUGGGAUCUACUGCGCUAGAGAAUCUGCUGUUAUGAACACGUGUAGGGCCAGUUUGAUUGCAAGUAGUUCACCACAAUGCAACGUGCCUGGUUUCAUAACCACUUCUGAUGAGUUUUCUCUUAAAUCCCUACAUGCAAAUCUUUGUAUCUACAGUAUGUUUGCUUUGAGUUUUAGACCAUUUAAAAAAGAUCUUACCAUUUGUGGAAACUAA